Morchella importuna is the source of this 795-nucleotide messenger RNA. RefSeq lists its product as uncharacterized. The record is from RefSeq and is a predicted model, not a curated record. Gene Ontology annotation, molecular function: mannosyltransferase activity. Gene Ontology annotation, cellular component: endoplasmic reticulum membrane; mannosyltransferase complex. NCBI's taxonomy places the organism in Eukaryota, Fungi, Ascomycota, Pezizomycetes, Pezizales, Morchellaceae. The transcript has 5 exons. Bases 1 to 795 code for a protein of 264 amino acids. Gene Ontology annotation, biological process: GPI anchor biosynthetic process.
AUGAUCUUCAACGCUUCUCGGAGUCAAAGGCUUCAGUGCCGGUCGCUUGUAUUUCCAUCACUGCUUCUACUGCUACUUUGCCUGGCCCUUUUGCCUUCGGUUUCUGCGAAUACUGAGAAGGAGAUAUUCAUUGCCCCACAUGAGCAAGACGAACUAUUGUUCACUGGUGCGAACGACGGGCAGUCGGUUGAGCUUGAAGCUCUCAAUCUCGGACUUCAUAAACUUACACCUUCGCCUCUUUGCGGCACCAGCCCAUGUCAUAAUCUGAAAAUCGCAUUGAAUACUUCGUUCGUCCCCCUUGAAAAACAAUGGGUUCUCCUUGAUCAUCUGAAGCCUGGGAAGAGGUAUGAAGUUCGGUUAUGUUGGGCUGCUACCUCACCAACAAAUUUCCACCUCAAGCUAUACACACCUCUUCAAGUUCUUUCAGACCCGAGUCUCAUCACUAGCCUAGUGUCCUACUCUGCUCGAGCACCUCCGCCGUUGCGAACAGUAGAUGAGGUUGAUCAUGCCGUAGAAGCUCCCCGUUCCCUACUUUAUUUGGAGAUUGGAGCAGUGGCAGCUUAUUACACGCCCAACAAGUAUCGAAUGGAGAAUCCGGACAGUGUUGGCGUUGAUAUAAUUCUUGAUCCCUACUUCAUGAACAUCAUUCCAGAGUCCCUGUUUCCCAUUAUAGGAAUGAUUACUCUGGUCACUUUCUUUGCCUGGUGCCUACAUGUAGUUAUCACCGCACCUGAAGUUUACUUAAUCUAUUGCGAAUUACUCCUUGUCCACCCACCACCUGUUCUGACGAAAUAG